UUUGGCGUAGUCUGUUACAUUUGACUCGACCACCGUUUGUGCUUUUCGCCUUAUUGGAAGUUUCCGACAUUUUCCUCUGGUAUUCAGGGAUUUCCAAUGCGCUGGGCCUCCUGUGGAUGCUGGCUAUACCAAAAUAUAUUUUUGCCUCGCUUUAAUCAACACGUCCGAUAUACUGAGAAAAGCUGCUUCCAUGCGGUGCACUUUGAACAGUUCAACAGGUCGGGAUUCUCUGAAACAGAUUUGGACACCGCAUUUCAUUUGGCUCAAUCAGAGCACGAGAAACGCAAAGAGACGGAGAGUGUUGCUUUACAAACUAAACUCUUCAAUCUUGAGGUUUACAAACCACAUGUCAAUAGUGGUUUCAUUCUGCAACAGGAAGACUUUACAGAUGCAUCGCGCAAAUUACGUCAGAUGUCUGAUUCAUCCUCAGUGGAAACCGAAGAAUUGCUGACUUCUAUGGAGGAAGUCGAUGGCUUGGUGGAGGUCUAUCGUUUUCCGCUAUUGAAUGCUGCUUGUUUGGAUAGACUGAACCACUUGUUGGAUUUGUUCGAUCAACAGGGUUGUAAGCGCGACAAACCGAACACUAUGAAUUAUGGUGGUGUAACCUUGUCCGUUAUUCCUGGAAGUCAAGCCCGAAAUUGUGGCGAACACAAGGUCGAUUGUGGUGGCGCUGAUGUCGAUUUCACAGAGAGUUUGCUGGAUCUUGGAUUGCGCUCAAUUUUGACACGUUUGUUUCCCGAUUUGGGUUUUACCAUUGAUUCAUAUCGAUCGUUCACUGUGGAGUACUCCGAUUCUACUCUUCCUUCUCAUGAUGAUGACCGUCACAAGGACAAAGAACUUGCUGCUCACUACGACAACUCCGAGAUCACAUUAAACAUAUGUUUGCGUCUUACUAAUGGCGGCGGUGGUGGGCGUCUGUAUUUCUGCCAUCGGUCUCCCUACGACGACCCUCUUGAAUUUGCUAAGCCCAUCAAAGAGGUCGAACAUCAACCCGGUUGGGUUAUAAUUCACCGCGGUCGACAUGUGCAUGGUGUCCAUCCCUUCCUCUCGUCAGACGGAAGUUCUCGGCGCAGUAUCAUUGUUUGGCUACGGUGCAGUUCUACGCGGAACAAAAGAUGCCCCCGUUGCUUCCUCACUCCAAAUUUGAUACCCAUGAAAGUGUGGUAUAAUGGGCACGUGAUCAACUGUACAGACCUACCUCCAGAAGUGGAGUCCCAGGGGAAUUUUGUUCGUGCUGGUUUCGGAGAUGGUAUGCUAUUGACCAAUGAGCACCGCAUGUGCACUUCAAUUUGAAUGUCUCCUCUGUGAUAUUAUUUUUUCCUUGCAUCUACUCAUCGGAUCAACGUUUGUGCCAAAGAAUCCAUGUUGUACAACAAACCCGUCUCACCCAAGUAACUUGCUUGAAGAUUUUCUUCACAGGUACUUCAUUCUGCUUUCUCUUGCUGUUUGUUUUGCUGUCACAAUCACAAAUAUUUAAUUUUUUGUUUAUCUGACAACCGACCUUUCGACG
Molecule: messenger RNA, 1510 nt
Organism: Dicrocoelium dendriticum
Lineage: Eukaryota; Metazoa; Platyhelminthes; Trematoda; Plagiorchiida; Dicrocoeliidae
Source: the annotation of a GenBank genome assembly